Molecule: messenger RNA, 2533 nt
Organism: Peromyscus eremicus (cactus mouse)
Lineage: Eukaryota; Metazoa; Chordata; Mammalia; Rodentia; Cricetidae
Gene: Cep78
Product: centrosomal protein 78
Exons: 16
Coding region: 83-2473 (796 amino acids)
Cellular component (GO): centrosome
Molecular function (GO): protein binding
Source: RefSeq, a predicted model, not a curated record
GCGGAGCAGGCGCCAACCGCCCGGGGCGCGGCGGGAGGAGGCGCGAGGCGGCAGGUGGUGUCCCUCGAGCUGCGGCGGGGUCAUGAUCGACUCAGUGAAGCUGCGGCGCGAUUGCGCGGCCGACUUCUUCUCGCACUACGAGUACCUGUGCGCGCUGCAGGACUCGGUGCCGCUGCCCGCCGUGCGCUCCUGCCUGCGGGACGGCGUGCUGGACUUCAAUGCCGAUCGGCUGCGCAUGGUGGACUGGGCGCCGCUGCUCAGCACGCUCAGGGUGAACCGCGACCUGCCGCUGGUGGCCAUCAAGAGCUCCUUCCAGCCCUGGCUCGGGGAGACAGAUUCUGAUACACACAGAGUUUGCAGAAACCGGGUUCCUGCGGUAAGAUCCAAGGAUGUGAGUUUCCAGUUAUGUAAGGCUCUUAAAGGCUGCCUGAGUUCAUCAAGUGUGCUAAGAAAUCUGGAGCUAAAUGGGCUGGUCCUGAGAGAGAGGGAUUUGGCUGUUCUAACAAAGGGAUUGAGUAAAUCGGCCUCUCUGGUACACCUGUCUCUUGCCAAUUGUCCAAUUGGAGAUGGAGGCUUAGAAAUUGUUUGUCAGGGGAUAAAGAACUCUGUCACUCUCAAGACCGUCAACUUCACGGGAUGUAAUCUGACAUGGCAAGGCGCCGGUCACAUAGCCAAGAUCUUAAAGUACCAGACCAUGAGAAGGCACGAAGAAACCUGGGCUGAGAGUCUUCGCUACAGGAGACCCGAUUUUGACGGCAUGGCUGGCUUAAGGCGCAUCACGCUGAAUUGCAACACGCUGAUCGGUGACCAGGGUGCAAGUGCUUUUGCAGACUCUCUUAGUGAGGAUUUGUGGCUUAGAGCGCUUGACCUGCAGCAGUGUGGCCUCACCAGUGAAGGAGCCAAGGCUUUAUUGGAGGCCCUCGAGACCAACAGAACCCUGGUCGUUCUGGAUAUAAGAAAAAACCCACUUAUCAACCAUUCUGUGAUGAAAGCCGUUAUCAAAAAAGUUCUCCAGAAUGGAAGGAGUGCCAAGUCAGAGUACCAGUGGAUAACGUCCCCAUCAGUGAAGGAGCCGCCGAAAACCGCUAAGCAGAGAAAGAGAACGAUUGUCCUUGGAAACAGUCGGAAAGGAAAAGCUACCAUUAGAAUUGGGUUAGCAGCAAAGAAACCUGUGAGUAACGGGAGAAAGCAGGGGCUCAGUAAUGACGGCUACGCCCCGGAGUCUCUGCCGCCGCCGGGGGUGUCUGGCUUCCUGCCGUGGCGCACUGCGGAACGUGCAAAAAGAAGCAGGGGUUUUCCAUUAUACAGAACUCGUGAUGUAUCUAAUCAUCUGAAGCAAUCAGAUUUUCCUGUGACUGUGACGGUAGAGAGUCCUUCAUCCUCAGAAACUGAUGAGGUUGAAGAUUCCUCAGAAAGUGUCCACGAAGAACCUCAGAAAACCAGCAUCAGACAAGAAACAUUACAGGAGAAACUGGAGGAAUGCCUAGUGCAGUUAAAGGAGGAAAGAGUGAGCCGGCUUAAGGCUGACAAGCGAGUCAGUGAGCUGGAACAUGAAAAUGCUCAGCUAAGAAAUAUAAAUUUCUCCUUGUCUGAAGCCCUUCAUGCACAGUCGUUGACAAACAUGAUCCUGGAUGAUGAAGGUGUCUUGGGCAGCAUUGAGAAUUCUUUUCAGAAGUUUCACGCUUUCCUGGACCUCCUUAAAGAUGCUGGGCUUGGGCAGCUUGCCACUAUGGCUGGUAUAGAUCAGUCAGAUUUCCACUUGCUAGGUCGCCCUCAGAUGAAUUCCACCGUUAGUGCACCUGUGGAAGAACAGAGAGCCCUCGAGGAAGAAAAGCUAGAUCCGAAGCAGACUGCUGUAGGACAAAUGCAGAACAUCCAAGUCUCUAUCUGUAUGCAGUCAGCUUACAAUGAAGGGACACUGAUGAAGUUUCAGAAGAUUAGAAGUGAUGCUAGGAUUCCUUUGCCUCUCGACACCUUCCAAGUUCCCGUUUCUACACCAGCAGCAUUGUUAGCUUCCAGAGCCAACCCUGAGCGGCAGGAGGGGUCUGCAGCAGGACUCACUGCUAAAACAGCCUCUCCUUCAGCAGAUGGCGGUUCUGGAAGUGGGAGUCAAAGGGAAGACGUGGUGUCUUCCAAACACAGCAGAUCUUCAGAGAAAGGGAGCAUGACGAACGAAUACUCCAGAAAGCUCUCCUCUGAGAAACACUCCAGCAAAGACCCCCUUUCCGACCCUGACUCUCCUGUGAACUCAAAAAGCAAAGGAAUCGGGGACAAAAGGUCUUUGCUUAAUGAGCCAGUUAAAAGCGAAUCUUUGAAAAACCACAUUUCUGUCAAGAAAGAAAACAGAAUAAUGACUGUCUCAUCCAAGACAAUCAAAAGUAAACCCAAUCCUCUAGAACAUUCUGAAAGUGAUACCCUUGGGUCUGAUUUUGAAUGUCAGGAAAACAUCCAUUCAUCAGCACACCUGACAUAGGUCUAACCUUUGAAAUUAUGAAUUUGCCUUCAAAUUUUAAUAAAUUUUCUUAUGUUUUUA